Molecule: messenger RNA, 3044 nt
Organism: Etheostoma spectabile (orangethroat darter)
Lineage: Eukaryota; Metazoa; Chordata; Actinopteri; Perciformes; Percidae
Product: progesterone receptor
Exons: 9
Coding region: 1-2055 (684 amino acids)
Biological process (GO): regulation of DNA-templated transcription
Molecular function (GO): sequence-specific DNA binding; DNA-binding transcription factor activity; zinc ion binding
Source: RefSeq, a predicted model, not a curated record
AUGGCCUUCUGCGCGUGCUUGUCUGCUUUGGAAGACACGUCAAACUCUUUAAUAUUGAAUAAGCGCGAUACUGCGGAUACCUGUGCGUGCCCGACUACCGCUGAGCUCAGUAAGGCACUGUCAGUGUCCCUGGGCUUGGACCCGGUGUCCAACUCCCCGCUCAGCAACACGAACCAGCGCUCCAGAAGCGAGUUUGCGGACUUCGAGCCCAGUGUGGAGAAUAGUUUCCGAGGAGGGCGCGAGUUUGGAUCGGAUCAAAAUGUGAACUCCGAAAGCAACCGGCUUCUACUGGAUGACACGAACAUAACAGAGGACUUUGUAGAAGUGUGCCAUGGCAUUCAGCAGGUGAGCUGCAUGGAUCUGCUCAGAUCGGGCGACGUGGACAGCGCGCACCCCGCGCCCUGCGGCCCGCUCAUAUCCAGGUACAUAUCCAAAGAAUCCAACUUGUUUACGAGCCAAAUGGAAGAGCCGUCCGCGCCCAGUGAGGUCAACGAAUUCUCGCCUUUGCAACCCUACUAUGCGUACUCCGCCAACCCAAACGCAUACAGAGAAAUGCCGGGCGUGUGGUGCGCAUACAGCAGCCGAUCCGAACCAGAAAGAAGCAGAUCCGGUGAACAUAAUUUGGUGUGCAAAUAUUGUAAUUGUGGACAAGCGUCUCUUGGAUCCAGCCAGGAAUGCCGCUGUGUCUGGUACAGCAAGGGCGAGCAGUGCGGGAAAGGUGGCACGCGACCAACGAUGGCACAAGGGUACGGCCGGGUGGAAAGUUACCAAAGUGCAACUCCCCACGGGCAGACCAGUUUGGCCACGAUCAAGACCGAGCCUUCAGUUUGGAUGGACUGCUCGGAUCGCAGUUUCAGGCAUGAGGAUUUGUUUCCAGGUGUGUACCUAUCAGACAGGAGAGUGUGUCAGGUGUGCGGCGAUGAUGCUUCAGGUUGUCACUAUGGUGCCGUCACCUGUGGCAGCUGCAAAGUAUUCUUUAAGAGGGCCGCUGCAGGUAAGCAGAACCACCUGUGUGCCAGCCGGAAUGACUGCACCAUCGACAAGCUCAGGAGGAAAAACUGCGCCUCGUGCCGCUUGAAGAGAUGCUUCAUGUCAGGAAUGAGCCUGAAAGGUCGCAGGCUGAAGGGAACUGGAUCGACGAGGAAAGGCGAGGAGGAUCAACCUCUGGCUCACAGGGGGGCAGGAGAAAUGGGGGAAAGGGCCGGGAAGACAGACAUAAUCACGGAGUCCGGAAAUGCUGUCGCAGCUCAAACAGCAUCCCAGGCCCUGGCUCUAGGCAUCCCCCCGACCGUGCGCUCCUGCAUCUCCCUGCUCAGCGUCUUGCAGGCCAUUGAGCCAGCUUUGGUCAAUGCUGGACAUGACCACGGGCUGCCAGACAGCCCCGCGUCCUUGCUCACGAGCCUCAAUGAGCUUGGGGAAAGACAGCUGGUAACUGUGGUGCACUGGGCCAAGGCAAUACCAGGUUUCCGUGACCUUCACGUGGAUGAUCAGAUGUCAGUGAUUCAGUUGUCAUGGAUGGGGGUGAUGGUGCUGGCUUUGGGCUGGAGGUCCUACACACUCACUAACAGCUCCUUGCUCUUCUUUGCUCCGGACCUGGUCUUCAACGACCAAAGGAUGCAAGUGUCCAGUAUGUACGAUCACUGUGUGAGGAUGAAGCUGCUCUCCCAAAGGUUCUGCAUGCUGAAGGUAACUCAGGAGGAGUUCCUCUGCAUGAAGGCCCUGGUCCUCUUCAGCAUCAUGCCAGUGGAGGGCUUGAAGAACCAGCGUUGUUUUGAUGAACUGCGGACCUCCUACAUCAAGGAGCUGGAUCGCUUGGCCAGCCAAUGCGGAGAGACCACCCGUACACAGAGACUGUUUGAGCUCACGCAGCUGCUGGACUACCUCCAAUCGGUUGUGAGGAAGUUACACCAGUUCACCUAUGAUCUGUUUAUCCAAGCUCAGUCCCUCAACACGCGUGUCAACUUCCCGGAGAUGAUCUCGGAGAUUGUAAGCGUCCAUGUGCCCAAGAUCCUCUCGGGCAUGGUCAAGCCCAUCCUGUUCCACAACACAGCGUAGAGGGCCGUCUCUACAUGUUACUUGAGCUGCGGCGUCCAGUCCUUCGACCAUUUCUGAGAAAACAGAAACGGCUAACAAGUGUUUAUGAUUUCAUAAGGUGGGCGUAGUAUGAGCCCCUUUUUACCUACAGGGUGAGCAAAGUGAAGCUAUGAAGGGUGUACGGCACAUUCUUCCGAUCUAAUUGCUUUUUUCUCUAUUUUUCUUACUGCCUAUUAUCUGUAUCACACACAACUGUUUCUAGAGCUGAUAAUAGCACUUUGUAGCAUGCAUUUCUUCACACAGGCUCAUUAAAAGGCCAACCACCUGGCAUGUAGGCUUCUUCAUAUUUUUAACUGACAACAGGCAAUAUUUAACUUUUGGAGGUAAGACAGUAGUGAGAAAAAAACAUGACUGCAGCGUUCACGUUAUCAUGGCUUGUCUGUGUGCAGUGGUGUGACAUUUGGACUAGCUUUUUAACAAUGGAUGUUAUUGUGUGCACAUGAGUUGAACAAAGUUGAUUGACAGGUAAUAAACGGUUGUGGCAUGCAUGCUGAGAAGCAAAGCCGUCUGGCCUGAAUAUAAUAUCUCUAAAAGCUGUUCUCAUCCAUGAAAAUAAUAGUUGACUAAUAGUUUUAGUUGUCGACAAUACACGUACACUUUUAAACUGCAAGUGACUGCGUUAAUAUUGUGAAUAUUGUGAUUAUUUAUGAAUUUUGUGAUAACAAAAGGUCACACUGAAAAAAAUAUUUGGAAAAAAAAAACUCUAAUGGUUGACUUGUUAUUUUCUUGUUUUUGAAUGCCAAAUAUUAUUCUAAUACAAUUUUUCCCACAGUGGACAUUUCAUACUGUUGUAACUUUUCUACAGUUUCUUAAAAAGUGUUCUUUGCAAGUGCUUUGUUGUGUAUCAUUAUAUAUUCAAUGUAACGUGCCAAACGUUAAAGGUCCAGCCGAGAAUCGGCUCAUUUGUUGCAAAUCUUAAAGCUAACCAUGUAAUAAAAACUGAAGCAUGA